GCCUAUCUACUUGAAAAGGAUAGUUUACUAUGGCAUCACCCAAUGACUCUUGAAUGACGCAGCUGCUGCCACCAGCCAAAUAACUGUCAUCAGUAUGCUGAAGAACAUUUUUCCAGCUGCGUACAUGUGCACAUAGUAGAAGAAAAGGCAGAGGAAGAUAUAGUACAGGAAAAGAAAUGCAGCGAUCGGUGGGCGCCCUCUCCCUCUAUAUGACUUCAAGGUCAAAAUGGUUUCAGCUUGCUUUGAACUCCUCUGGCUCUGCCUUAACUUCUAUACUGAACUCUUCAAGGAAGUCUAGGACAAGAGCGGAGGUCGGUUUGAAUGCUCAACCUGGAAUGAUCAGAGCUUGGUUAGCAAAUUCCAGUUAUAGUACGAUGGUUCAGUAUGACAAUAAAGAUACAUGCCAGCAGUCAGGGAGUGAUACUGGAGGUGUACGCAAGCAUCAAAUUGGGGAGAAUGUCUCAAGGAAGGACAAAAUAAACUUUCUUGUUAAUACACUUUCUGACCUCAAGGAAUCUAAAGAAGCUGUUUAUGGUGCACUUGAUGCUUGGGUUGCAUGGGAGCAGAAUUUUCCUAUAGCAUCCUUGAAGCAGGCAUUAUUUGCUCUUGAGAAGGAGCAACAGUGGCAUAGAGUUGUUCAGGUUAUAAAAUGGAUUUUAAGCAAGGGGCAAGGGACUACAAUGGGAACGUAUGGGCAACUAAUAUGUGCGCUAGAUAUGGACCACAGAGCAGAAGAAGCACAUAAGUUUUGGGUAAAGAAAAUUGGUAAUGACCUGCAUUCAGUGCCUUGGCAGUUAUGCAAACUUAUGAUUUCUCUAUAUUAUCGAAACAAUAUGCUGGAGAGACUUGUAAAGCUCUUCAAGGGCCUUGAAGCAUUUGACCGGAAACCUCCAGAGAAAUCAAUUGUGCAAAAAGUGGCAGAUGCAUAUGAGUUGCUGGGUUUACCAGAAGAAAAAAAGAGAAUAUUGGAGAAAUACAACCACCUAUUCACUGAUACAUGGAGGGGGCAACCCAAAAAAUCUAGAAAGAACUCUCAGAAGAAUAAGGAGAAACCAGAGAAGAUCAAGCCGACUGGGACUGCAGACAACUUGACUAGUGCUAUUGAUGACAUGCAGAAAGUUGAGUGAACAGGACCGGGUUAAGAUAACAGGAAGAAAAGGAGUGCCUCUGAGAUACGUUCCUGGCGUUUAGUUUUACUUGUAUAUUAUUCUCUUAUUUGGAGCCAGGAUUGGCUAUCAUGUAUUUCAAGUCUUGAUGUAUGGGAACCCUAUCGAUUCUUUUAAUACACUGCAAGAUAUUUAGGUAAAGUUCAUAAAGUUUUGUUUAUGGAAUUUA
This is a messenger RNA of Telopea speciosissima, 1335 nucleotides long. Its product is annotated as pentatricopeptide repeat-containing protein At4g18975, chloroplastic. Lineage: Eukaryota; Viridiplantae; Streptophyta; Magnoliopsida; Proteales; Proteaceae. The transcript is spliced from 9 exons. Gene Ontology annotation, molecular function: protein binding. The record is from RefSeq and is a predicted model, not a curated record. Bases 177 to 1127 code for a protein of 316 amino acids.